Eleginops maclovinus (Patagonian blennie) is the source of this 1771-nucleotide messenger RNA. Its product is annotated as gap junction alpha-3 protein-like. Bases 222 to 1172 code for a protein of 316 amino acids. Gene Ontology annotation, biological process: cell-cell signaling. The record is from RefSeq and is a predicted model, not a curated record. Gene Ontology annotation, cellular component: connexin complex. The transcript has 2 exons. Lineage: Eukaryota; Metazoa; Chordata; Actinopteri; Perciformes; Eleginopidae. Gene Ontology annotation, molecular function: gap junction channel activity.
CCAACACAUUUCUCUUGAAUUGGAAGGAAGAUUUAUGGAUUUUUACUUAAUCAAAAGCUAAGAGUUAUGCUACUUUGGCAAAACAACGUGUCAGACCAGCCAAGCACAGUGAUGUCAACCAUUAUAAAUCAAGUUCUUAACUUAGUUUACCAGAGGACCUCAGGACCUAAGGCGUAUCUCCUGGUUUUGUGGAUAUAUAUUGUCUAUAUUUGUAUGCAAAUAUGGGGGACUGGAGCUCGUUGGGGAAGCUGCUGGAGAGCGCCCAGGAACACUCCACUGUUGUGGGCAAAGUCUGGCUCACAGUGCUGUUCAUCUUCCGCAUCCUGGUGCUGGGAGGCGUCGCUGAGAAGGUGUGGGGCGACGAGCAGUCCGGCUUCCUAUGUGACACAAAGCAGCUCGGUUGUCAGAACGUCUGCUAUGACAAGACCUUCCCUAUUUCUCACAUCCGCUUCUGGUCAAUGCAGAUCAUCUUUGUCUCAACGCCAACUCUCAUUUAUCUCGGCCACAUUAUUUAUCUGGUCCGUUUGGAGGAAAAGGAAAAACUGAAAGAGAAGGACCUUGCCAUGCAGAGUGAACAGCAAACCCAGCAAUCACAUGUCACUAAAGCGAAGAAGGCCUCAAUUAAAGACAACCAGGGCCAUGUUCGCUUGAAAGGUGCACUCUUGCGUACGUACGUCUUCAACAUUAUUUUCAAGACCCUUUUUGAGGUGUUCUUUAUUGUAGCUCAGUACCUCCUGUAUGGUUUUGAGCUCAGGCCCAUGUACACCUGCAACCACUUGCCUUGCCCCAACAAGGUGAACUGCUACAUCACCAGAACUACUGAGAAGACGAUCUUCAUCCUCUUCAUGUUGACCGUGGCCUGCGUCUCUCUGCUGCUCAACCUGGUAGAAAUUUACCAUCUGGGUUUCAAAAAGUGUCAGCAGGGCCUCCGUUGCAGUCGAUCACAUUCUGUCAAUGAGGCUUCCAAGCCCCUAACUGAAGACAAACCAAUGGAGCAAACCUCAGCCCACAGCAGCAAAGUGGUCUUCGAGCAGAACAAAAACAAUAUGGCGAUGAAGAAAGGUCAAGAAGAGGAAGAUGAUGCGGAAGAGAAUAAACUCAACAGACAUGCCUUAUUAGAGUUGCAAAAUCAGCAUAGAGACGGGAACCGGAAGGAUGACCUGAUUAUUUAGAGACCUUUUAUGUGUUUCAUCAGAGAUUCAGGAACAACAUGCCUUGGCCUGUGAAAAUAUUUGCAUGUGUUUGGUGUAUUGACUUCAAAGUAGUUUUCCACUCACUCUGUAUUUUUGAAUUGAUGAUCUUCCAUAUGUGGGUGAUUAAGUAUACGAGCAAUUGACUUCCUGAAAAGCAUGCAGGAGAUAUCAAAAGCACAAAGGUGUUUUUAAACAAAAAUGAAGCUCUUCAUUAUACUAAUUUAUGACUUUGAUUAAAGUGAUGGGAUUUAAAAGAAUGCACGGUUCUUACUCAUGUUGUUUAUCGGAUAGAAGCUCUGUUGUUUCUAAAGGUCAAACAUUACAAUUUCUUUCUCACCUGUCACAAAAGUUGUCACAGACAUACUCUAGUGAUAUUUCUUCUACUCACAUGCAGCUUUAACACAGCAUAGCCAGUGCUGGAGGCAAGUUCGUGUUAGUGUGAUGUCAUAAGAACAGGCGUAAAUGUUUUAAUUAAUGUUCUGUUCAUCUGCAGCUAAGGAACAUGAACUAGAUUUUCUGAUUUAAACCUGUUAUUUUUGAUUAUCUAAAUAGUAAACGCUAAACUAUAUGUGAUUUCC